Phytophthora sojae is the source of this 555-nucleotide messenger RNA. RefSeq lists its product as hypothetical. Bases 1 to 555 code for a protein of 184 amino acids. NCBI's taxonomy places the organism in Eukaryota, Oomycota, Peronosporomycetes, Peronosporales, Peronosporaceae. Gene Ontology annotation, cellular component: mitochondrion. The record is from RefSeq and is a predicted model, not a curated record. The transcript is spliced from 4 exons.
AUGCUUCAAGUUACCACGACGCAACUCGCCACUGGCCGCCGCCGCUUCUCCACGUCUAGCAGCGAUGCCCCGCUGCACUUCGACACUCACAAUGUGGUGAAGAGUCUGCAGGAGAGAGGCUUCACUGUUGAUCAGUCGGAGGCUAUUCUGCAAGUGAUGAAGGAAGCUAUGGCCGCCUCAUUGGAAGCCCAGUCACGCAUCCUGGCAACGAAGUCCGAGCAUGUCGAGCUCAAGGCGGAGCUGUCCGAGCGAGUGUUUAACUCGACUCUCAAGUUUGAUAUUGCACAGCGCCACUCGCGGGAGCUGCUGGAGCGCGACUUCAACACACUCAAGCAGGACAUCCGCAUGCUGGAGAAGAUCGACUUUGACAAGAUCCGCAUGGAGAUCGCAGAGCUCGAGAAGAAGUUCUUGCUGCAGAAGCAGGCGGAGGACGAGACCCUAAACGAGCUGCGGCUGUCGAUGGAGAAGGUAGAGAAGCGGAUGCUGCAGUACGCCGUCGGUUUUGCCGGUACCAUUAUGGCUGUGGGUGCUGCCUUGCUGCGCCUAGUUCUCUAA